Molecule: messenger RNA, 1525 nt
Organism: Neocloeon triangulifer
Lineage: Eukaryota; Metazoa; Arthropoda; Insecta; Ephemeroptera; Baetidae
Exons: 2
Coding region: 120-1379 (419 amino acids)
Source: RefSeq, a predicted model, not a curated record
UGGCGUCUCGUACUUGAUCUUAAUAUUGAUGCUCAUUUUUUUAAUUUUAGUUGUUUUGAUUUGACUGUUGAUUUGACUCGUUUUCGUUUUAUCAGCAAUAUCGACUUGAGCAAAUUAUCAUGGACAAUCAAUUACUAUUUGCUCUUUGCAUUCGCCUAUUGAAUGAACAAAGUUCUGCUGAUGAAGAGGAUGUCUCUUGGAAAGCUACUUUGUUGUUAGCGCGAGGAAAGCGGAAAAAAUCUUUGAACCGAAUCAUUGAAAUUUAUGCCAGAAAGGUCCAAAACCGUGGAAUUAAACACGCAGUUCCAAACUUCACGCUCAAAAUAUUUAAGUGCUACCUUGAGAGGAAUGACGAGGUUUUCAGGAGCCACUUCCGACUUCACAUCACCACCUAUCAGAAGCUGAUUUCAUUUUUAUUCGAAGAAGAGAAGGUGCAUGGUUGGUCUCUUGAAAUUGAGCUCAUGAUUUUUUUGUAUUGGUUAGCAACUGGUUGUUCCUAUCAUGUUGCUAGUGCUUCAUUUGAAAUGCCUAAAAGCACAAUUAUACGCAUAAUUCAUAAGUACCUAAAAAUGUUUGCUUCCAAUUUGAAAAAAUUUGUUAAACUUCCAAAAGCAGAUGAAUUGUCUGGUAUUGGAGCAGGAUUUUGCGCUUUAGCUAAGAAUGAUUGUUUUAAAGAAGCAGUGGGGGCCAUUGAUGGUUGCCGUGUAAAGAUUGCCAAAGUGCCAGAAGACCAGGCAGGCAGUUACUUUUAUAAAGGUUCACACAGCAGUAACUUUCAAGCUGUUGUUGACCACAAAGGUCAUUUUAUUGACGUGUUCAUUGGAUACCCUGGAAGUGUGCAUGACUCGAGAAUUUUUCGCAACAGCCCUUUGUUUGUCAAUCAAACGUACCCACCUAGAGGAUAUUAUUUGCUAGGGGAUGGCGGCUACCCCUUACUUUCAGCCCCUAUUACGGUGAUUAUUCCAUUCACUGCGACACAAAUUAAUGCCGAUCAGGCUCAGGGAGUCUUUUUUCAUAACUCAGUCAUGAAAACUAGUUUUAAUGCUUUGCAUUCGAGGGCUCGAAGUGUUGUUAAAAUAGCUUUUGGAAGGUUAAAGGCGCGAUGGAGAUCAAUUUUUUUGUAUAAAUUAAAAGUACUUUAUACAAGAGUUCCGCAAGUAAUUGCUAGCUGCAUUGCACUGCAGAAUUUCUUUUUAAACUGUGAUGACAUAUUUGAAACUGAAAUUUUGAAUGUCGAUGAAGAUGAUGGUAAUGGAAAUGUUGCUGUUCGUCUUCAGGACCAAGACGUUUCUGGUGAAGCUUUGCGUCUGACGAUUGCAGAAACGGCAUCAAGGCUCAUUUUCAACGGUCACUUAGCAAAUGACCAUUGUUACAUUUAAUGAAAUUAUUGACUAUAAUUCUGUAUUGCUUUAGUCAAUUUUUGUCACGAUGAAUAAGAAUAAUUUGAUGUGUUUUUUUUUUUAUUUUUUAUAUAAAUUUAUUUUUGUAUGAAUAAUUAAUUUUCUAAUAUCAAUAAAAUGUUUCU